AUGGAUCUGACCUUGGGAAUGGAGGCCCAGGCUCUUCUAGAAGACAUGCUGGAAAUCACGUCCCAGAAUCUGGUACACAUGGAAGUGACUGAGCACUACCAGAUCAUCAAGGAGCUGGGCAAGGGGAAAUAUGGACAGGUGGUACUUGUGACACACAGGAAAAGGGGGACCCCCAUGGCUCUCAAGCUUCUGCCGAAGGCCAGCACCAAGCUGCAGAACUUCCUGUAUGAAUACUGCGUGGCCCUCUCACUCUCUGCCCACCCUGCCAUCAUUGGCAUGUUCGGGAUUGCCAUAGAGUCCAGCCAGCACUAUGGCUUUCUGUAUGAGGCAGCUCUGCACAGAGAUCUCAUCUCCAUUAUCAAGCCAAAGGCUGGCAUCCCAGAGCCUGCAGCCAAACUCUGUGCCAAACAGCUGGUAAGCGCCCUGGAAUUCAUCCAUAGCCGGGGCCUUGUGUACCGAGAUGUCAAGCCUGAGAACAUCCUGCUUUUCGACCGCCAUUGCCGCUGCAUCAAACUGACAGAUUUUGGCCUGACGCGCCCCCAGGGCACCCUGCUGCGUCUCGUGGCUGGGGUCAUCCCCUACACUGCACCCGAGCUGAGCCGUGGCACUGGCGACACCCCAGGGUUGCCCAUUGAUGCCAGCCUGGAUGCUUGGGCUUUGGGGGUGCUGAUCUUCUGCUUGCUCACCGGUUACUUCCCCUGGGAGAAGACACUUCCCGAAGAUUCCUUCUUUGAGGACUUUGUGAUAUGGCAGGAAACUGGUCUGGAUGAAGAUGUGCCCUUUCACUGGCGACCGCUCUCAAGCGAUGCCAUCUCUAUGCUACGAAAACUCCUGGCCUUGGAACCAGCCAAACGUGGCCCUCUCCGCUGUGUACUCAGCUACCUUGACCGGCCGUGGCGAGCAGAGGGGGCGGCCAAAGGUCACUAGCAACAGAGUAAUUGUACCCAAAGGAAUUUC
Molecule: messenger RNA, 957 nt
Organism: Heteronotia binoei (common prickly gecko)
Lineage: Eukaryota; Metazoa; Chordata; Lepidosauria; Squamata; Gekkonidae
Product: serine/threonine-protein kinase SBK2-like
Exons: 3
Coding region: 1-927 (308 amino acids)
Biological process (GO): peptidyl-threonine phosphorylation; peptidyl-serine phosphorylation
Molecular function (GO): protein serine/threonine kinase activity; ATP binding
Source: RefSeq, a predicted model, not a curated record